GGACCAUCAGGCAAGAUCAUGCAAUAGGAAACUUUGCUUCCAAAUGAAGGCACCAACAUUUAGAAUUUCUACUUAUUCUAAGAUUCCCUUUACAACUACGUCAGAGAAUGAAUUAAUUUCCUAAGAAAUCACUAAAUACUACUCUGAAGUGUUUCAAAUAAACGGGGCUUUCGUGUUCCUCUUUGAGCUGGCACAUCCUACCUCUUCCUGACCUUCUCUUCCCAAAAUAAGCCAUCCUCUCAGCCUCUUCAGACUCCUCAGUGCUUCUUCCUUGUACCUGCUCUACAAAAUUCUUUCCAUUUGUUCCAGUUGUUUGUAUAAUUGGCUUUAAAUGAGGUGAGAGUGAAGAGACCAGAGCCAUCUCUGGAAAACACUGUUAGCCCGUUCCCCUGGAAGCUACCUUCUGGAGCACUAGAUUUGACCUUAUCUGUUUUGAGGACUCAUUAUGAACAAAGAAGUCUCCCAGGUGUGAAGUUUUUCAACAUGAGUGGCCUCGGGGACAGUUCUUCUGACCCUGCUAACCCAGACUCACAUAAAAGAAAAGGAUCGCCAUGUGACACACUGGCAUCCAGCACUGAAAAGAGACGCAGGGAGCAAGAAAAUAAAUAUUUAGAAGAGCUAGCUGAGUUAUUGUCUGCCAACAUUAGUGACAUUGACAGCUUAAGUGUAAAACCAGACAAAUGCAAGAUUUUGAAGAAAACAGUCGAUCAGAUACAGUUAAUGAAGAGAAUGGAACAAGAGAAAUCAACAACUGAUGAUGAUGUACAAAAAUCAGACAUCUCAUCAAGUAGUCAAGGAGUGAUAGAAAAGGAAUCCUUGGGACCUCUUCUUUUGGAGGCUUUGGAUGGAUUUUUCUUUGUUGUGAACUGUGAAGGGAGAAUUGUAUUUGUGUCAGAGAAUGUGACCAGCUACUUGGGUUACAAUCAGGAGGAAUUAAUGAAUACCAGUGUCUACAGCAUACUGCAUGUGGGGGAUCAUGCAGAAUUUGUGAAGAAUCUGCUACCAAAAUCACUAGUCAAUGGAGUUCCUUGGCCUCAGGAGGCAACAAGACGAAAUAGCCAUACCUUUAACUGCAGGAUGCUAAUUCACCCUCCAGAUGAGCCAGGUGCCGAGAACCAAGAAGCUUGCCAGCGGUAUGAAGUAAUGCAGUGUUUCACUGUGUCACAGCCAAAAUCAAUUCAAGAGGAUGGAGAAGAUUUUCAGUCAUGUUUGAUUUGUAUUGCACGGCGAUUACCUCGGCCUCCAGCUAUUACGGGUGUAGAGUCCUUUAUGACUAAGCAAGAUACUACAGGUAAAAUCAUCUCUAUUGAUACUAGUUCUCUGAGAGCUGCUGGCAGAACUGGCUGGGAAGAUUUAGUGAGAAAGUGCAUUUAUGCUUUUUUCCAACCUCAGGGCAGAGAGCCAUCUUAUGCCAGACAACUGUUUCAAGAAGUGAUGACUCAUGGCACUGCCUCCAGCCCAUCCUAUAGAUUCAUACUGAAUGAUGGGACAAUGCUUAGCGCCCACACCAAGUGUAAACUUUGCUACCCUCAAAGUCCAGACAUGCAACCUUUCAUCAUGGGAAUUCAUAUCAUCGACAGGGAACACAGUGGGCUUUCUCCUCAAGAUGACACUAAUUCUGGAAUAUCAAUUCCCCGAGUAAACCCCUCGGUCAAUCCUAGUAUCUCUCCAGCUCAUGGUGUGGCCCGUUCAUCCACACUGCCACCAUCCAACAGCAACAUGGUAUCCACCAGAGUAAACCGCCAACAGAGCUCAGACCUUCAUAGCAGCAGUCAUAGUAAUUCUAGUAACAGCCAAGGGAGUUUUGGAUGCUCACCUGGAAAUCAGAUUGUAGCCAGUGUUGCCUUAAACCAGGGACAGGCCAGUUCCCAAAGCAGUAAUCCCUCGCUAAACCUCAAUAAUUCUCCUAUGGAAGGUACAGGAAUAUCCCUAGCACAGUUCAUGUCUCCAAGGAGACAGGUCACUUCUGGAUUGGCAGCAAGGCCUAGGUUGCCAAACAAUUCAUUUCCUCCAAAUAUUCCAACAUUAAGCUCUCCCAUUGGCAUGACAAGUGGUGCCUGUAAUAACCCUAACCGAUCUUAUUCAAAUAUCCCAGUAACCUCUUUACAGGGUAUGAAUGAAGGACCCAAUAACUCUGUUGGCUUCUCUGCCAAUUCUCCAGUCCUUAGGCAGAUGAGCUCACAGAAUUCACCUAGCAGAUUAAAUAUACAGCCAGCGAAAGCUGAGUCCAAAGAUAACAAAGAGAUUGCAUCCAUUUUAAAUGAAAUGAUUCAAUCUGACAACAGCUCUAGUGAUGGCAAACCACUGGAUUCAGGGAUCCUGCAUAACAAUAGCAGACUCUCCGAUGGAGACAAUAAAUACUCUCAAACCAGUCACAAACUAGUACAGCUUUUGACAACAACUGCAGAACAGCAGUUACGGCAUGCUGAUAUAGACACAAGCUGCAAAGAUGUACUGUCUUGCACAGGCACUUCCAACUCUGCCUCUGCUAACUCUUCAGGAGGUUCUUGCCCCUCCUCUCAUAGCUCACUGACGGAGCGGCACAAAAUCCUACACCGGCUGUUACAAGAGGGUAGCCCCUCAGAUAUCACCACUUUGUCUGUCGAGCCUGAUAAAAAGGACAGUGCAUCUACUUCUGUGUCAGUGACUGGACAGGUACAAGGGAACUCCAGUAUAAAACUAGAACUGGAUGCUUCAAAGAAAAAAGAAUCAAAAGACCAUCAGCUCCUACGCUACCUUUUAGAUAAAGAUGAGAAAGAUUUAAGAUCAACUCCAAACCUGAGCCUGGAUGAUGUAAAGGUGAAAGUGGAAAAGAAAGAACAGAUGGAUCCUUGUAACACAAACCCAACCCCAGUGACCAAACCUGCUCCUGAGGAAAUUAAACUCGAGUCCCAGAGCCAGUUUACAGCUGACCUUGACCAAUUUGAUCAGUUAUUGCCCACCCUGGAGAAGGCAGCACAGUUGCCAGGCUUAUGUGAGACAGACAGGAUGGAUGGUGCAGUCACCAAUGUAACCAUCAAAUCAGAGAUCCUGCCAACUUCACUUCAGUCCACCACUGCCAGAUCCACUUCCAGGAUGAAUAGAUUACCUGAGCUGGAAUUGGAAGCAAUCGAUAACCAGUUUGGGCAACCAGGAACAGGCGAUCAGAUUCCGUGGUCGAGUAAUACAGUGACAACUGUAAAUCAGAAUAAAACAGAAGACCAGUGUAUUAGCUCACAGUUAGAUGAGCUUCUCUGCCCACCAACAACAGUAGAAGGAAGAAAUGAUGAGAAAGCUCUUCUUGAACAGCUGGUAUCCUUCCUCAGUGGCAAAGAUGAAACUGAGCUAGCUGAACUAGACAGAGCUCUGGGAAUUGACAAACUUGUUCAGGGUGGUGGACUAGAUGUAUUAUCAGAGAGAUUUCCACCACAACAAGCAACACCACCUUUGAUGAUGGAAGAAAGGCCCAACCUUUAUUCCCAGCCUUACUCUUCUCCUUCUCCUACUGCCAAUCUCCCAAGCCCUUUCCAAGGCAUGGUCAGACAGAAACCUUCAUUGGGGACUAUGCCUGUUCAAGUAACACCUCCCCGAGGUGUUUUUUCACCUGGGAUGGCCAUGCAGCCCAGGCAAACUCUAAACAGACCUCCUGCUGCACCCAACCAACUUCGACUUCAACUACAACAGCGAUUACAGGGACAACAGCAGUUAAUACACCAAAACCGGCAAGCUAUCUUAAACCAGUUUGCAGCAACUGCUCCUGUUGGCAUCAACAUGAGAUCAGGCAUGCAGCAGCAAAUUACACCUCAGCCACCCCUGAAUGCCCAAAUGUUGGCACAACGUCAGCGAGAGUUGUACAGUCAACAGCACCGACAGAGGCAGCUAAUACAGCAACAGAGAGCCAUGCUUAUGAGGCAGCAAAGCUUUGGGAACAACCUCCCUCCCUCGUCUGGACCGCCAGUUCAAAUGGGGAACCCCCGUCUUCCUCAGGGUGCUCCGCAGCAAUUCCCCUACCCACCAAACUAUGGUACAAAUCCAGGAACCCCACCUGCUUCUACCAGCCCAUUUUCACAACUGGCAGCAAAUCCUGAAGCGUCAUUGGCCAGCCGCAACAGCAUGGUGAACAGAGGCAUGACAGGAAACAUGGGAGGACAGUUUGGCACUGGAAUCAAUCCUCAGAUGCAGCCAAAUGUCUUCCAGUAUCCAGGAUCAGGAAUGGUUCCCCAAGGUGAGGCCAAUUUCGCUCCAACUCUAAGCCCUGGGAGCUCCAUGGUACCAAUGCCAAUCCCUCCUCCUCAGAGCUCUCUACUCCAGCAAACUCCACCUGCUUCUGGGUACCAGUCCCCAGACAUGAAGGCCUGGCAGCAAGGAGCAAUAGGAAACAACAAUGUGUUCACUCAAGCUAUUCAGAACCAGCCCACGCCUGCACAGCCAGGAGUGUACAACAAUAUGAGCAUCACCGUGUCCAUGGCAGGUGGAAACACAAAUGUUCAGAACAUGAAUCCAAUGAUGGGUCAGAUGCAGAUGAGCUCUUUGCAAAUGCCAGGCAUGAACACCGUGUGCCCUGAGCAGAUAAAUGAUCCAGCACUGAGACACACAGGCCUCUACUGCAACCAGCUCUCAUCCACUGACCUUCUCAAAACAGAAGCAGAUGGAACCCAGGACAAGAAGACAGAAGAGUUCUUCUCUGUGGUGACUACAGACUAGAGGAAUGCUCUACAGGUGCAACAGGUUCAGGUGUUUGCUGACGUCCAGUGUACAGUGAAUCUGGUAGGCGGGGACCCUUACCUGAACCAGCCUGGUCCACUGGGAACUCAAAAACCCACGUCAGGACCACAGACCCCCCAGGCCCAGCAGAAGAGCCUCCUUCAGCAGCUACUGACUGAAUAACCACUUUUAAAGGAAUGUGAAAUUUAAAUAAAAGACAUACAGAGAUAUACAAAUAUAUUAUAUAUUUUUCUGAGAUUUUUGAUAUCUCAAUCUGCAGCCAUUCUUCAGGUCGUAGCAUUUGGAGCAAAAAAAAAAAAAAGAAAAAAAAAGGAGUUCACUUUUGUUGAGAGAUUGAGAGAUGUUUUUGUUUCUUUGUAAAGGCCUUGGAUAUUGAAAAAAUAACAAGGCAGAACAGUUGGACAAUCCAUUUCUUGAGCCAAAUUUAAUUAUUCUUAUUUUUGUAAUCAGUCAUUGGCUUCUUAUCUGGAUGAAGGCUUUUAGAGGAGAACCAAAAUGACAAGUUCCACGGGGAAGAUGAAGCUCCACCUCUACCAGCUCAGUCCCGACCCUGCCCAGAAAGAAGGGCCUGUGGGGCUUUGCCUGUGCCCGUCCACCCAAGGCUGUCAUGUUUCUUGAAAUCAGCAGCCCUCCCCUGUCCCUACCCCAGGCAGCUUGUGUGUACAAUCAGCUUCUUCUAGCAACUCUAUAUCUGUUGGCUUCAAGAGAAUAUUUUGCCUCCACAUGUGUACCCCUUCUCCUUUUUUUAAAGAUGGAUUUAAACCAAGAUGCCUCCAGGAAAGAGGAUGAAAGUAGUAUAUUCAUAGAGGAAUCCAAAAAAUACAGUUUGGGGGAAAAUGCAAUAAUUUUUGAUGAGAUGGGUGAACGACAAGAAGUAAGUUCUGUCAAUUAUUGUAGAUACAAUUUUCUGAUUAAAUCUGGAAAAAGGCAGCCUGUUCUAUCUGCUUUUAUUGUUUUAACAGCUGAGGUAGCUAAAGUUAUUUAAAAUAAAAUUAAAUUUAUGAUCCAAGUAGUUAAUAUUUCCCUUUAAAUCUCACUGUAAAUGUAUUUGAUUUCUUGUAGAAAUUGAUUUCCUUCUGUUUAAUUUUAUGUUUUUCUUAUACUUUUGAUUUUUCUAAAUUUGUGUGUGAAAUAUAACAUUGAUUGAAUUGCAGUUACAUUUGGCUAGUAAUAUUUCAUUAUUUUAAUAACUGUGACACCAUGUAUGAAUUUACUUUGGGGUUCAAAUCAAAAUGCCACUGCCAGAAAGGGCUGUUCCAGCUGAGCUAGAGCAUACUGCCCUAGAGUAACCCUAGGAUCAUCUAACCAGAAGUGCACAGCUACU
Molecule: messenger RNA, 6028 nt
Organism: Galeopterus variegatus (Sunda flying lemur)
Lineage: Eukaryota; Metazoa; Chordata; Mammalia; Dermoptera; Cynocephalidae
Gene: NCOA1
Product: nuclear receptor coactivator 1
Exons: 24
Coding region: 484-4683 (1399 amino acids)
Biological process (GO): positive regulation of transcription by RNA polymerase II; cellular response to hormone stimulus
Cellular component (GO): nucleus
Molecular function (GO): nuclear receptor binding; protein dimerization activity
Source: RefSeq, a predicted model, not a curated record